Molecule: messenger RNA, 5444 nt
Organism: Calliphora vicina (urban bluebottle blowfly)
Lineage: Eukaryota; Metazoa; Arthropoda; Insecta; Diptera; Calliphoridae
Exons: 3
Coding region: 1-5313 (1770 amino acids)
Cellular component (GO): extracellular region
Molecular function (GO): chitin binding
Source: RefSeq, a predicted model, not a curated record
AUGGCCAGCAACACCAUUAUUGAUCUUAUACAGAAGGCCCAAUGUAAAGUUUUAAGGACCAUAACGGGAGCACCAUUGUACAUAAGAAAUGAAAUCAUCCACAGGGACUUGGAAGUGCCAUUGGUUAAGGAAGAGUUCAAGAAAGACGUGAUACCCAGAUUAUGUCUCUCACUAGCUGUCAUUCUCUGGAAUUGUCAUUUUAUAUUAGCAUCACGCGAUUACUAUGAGGAUAACAUCAAUAUCUGUGAGAACGUCGCCGAUCAUAUAUUUUUACAGGAUAUCAAGGAUUGUACAAAAUAUUUUGUCUGCGUUUAUGGUCAGGCCCAACCGCAACAAUGUAAAGCUGGUCUAUAUUUUGAUGCCAGCCAACAAGCCUGUAUAGCUUCGCGUCAAGGUUGUCUAAAUUGCCCCCCUAGGCAAAUGUUAAACGUGCCUUUAAUAAAGACCUGUGACAAGUACAUUUCCUGUUAUUAUGGCCACGGUUUGUUGAGGAAAUGUGAAAACCAGCAACAGUUUAAUGUGAAAACGGGAAAAUGUGAUUUGGCCAAAAAUGUCGACUGUGUGGACAAUCACUGUUCCAUUCAUACCACAGAUAGUGAAUUGGUUUAUGUGCCCAGUGCGGCCAGCUGUGGAAAUUAUUACAUCUGUAUGGCAGGCCAGCCAAAAUCGCUAACCUGUGCUCCCGGUUUAUAUUUCAGCACGGAAUGUAAUUGCUGUGACCGAGCGGAAAAUGUACAAUGUUUGAUCGAAGACAUCGAAUCCCCAAUGGCAAAUAACAAAGAGAAACGUUACUUUAAUAAACAAACGCAACAAUUAAAUCCACCUACUCUAGUAGGCGAAACCACAGCAGUUAAAUGCCCUCCCAAUGGCCAUUUUAUAUACCAAUAUAUUGAAGAUCCCGAAUACUAUGUGACCUGUAUUAAUGGCAAGGCUGCUCUUUAUGCAUGUGCCGCUGGUUAUCAUUUCGAUGAUAGGCAAAAACGUUGUGUUAAUAACGAGAAACUGGAACAAUACACUACUGAUAGCUGGGACUUUAACAACACUGAAUCGAAUUUACCACAAUGCCCGGAAUUUGGAGCUGCUUUUAGGCCCCAUGCCGAACAUAACAAAUAUAUAUUGUGUGUCAAUGGCAAUGCCACGAUAUUUGAAUGCCCCGAAGAUCAAUAUUUCGAUGCUAACGAAAAUGUGUGUCGCAACAGUUCAGAAGAAUUGCGUAAGAAUAGAUAUGGCUCGAUGAUUGAGGAAUUUGCGGGCAUUGUUUGUCCGAAAUUUGCCACCUUCACUUUUCCUCAUGUGGAAAAGCACAAGUUUUAUUUGUGUCUGGAUGGCAAGGCCAACGUAUUUGCAUGUGCCGAAGGUCAAUUCUUUGAUAGCUCAUUACAUGAUUGCCGUGAUGAACUUAUAGAGGUGGAGGAGGAGUUCAAUGCAAACGUAACACUAAGCGCUGAUAAGUUUGCAAACCAAUUUAAUGUAAAUUGUCCGGCAACUGGUAACACCACCUUGCCUCAUGUCCAAAAAAAUCAAUAUUAUUUGUGCAUUGAGGGAAACUCUGCGGUAUUCGCUUGUGCCGAAGGACUUUUCUAUGACAACAAAUUGAAAAAUUGUACUAAUACGCUAAGAUAUAAUGAGUUAUAUAAGCCCGAAGAAACUGCUAAUAUAAUGUGUCCGAAAUUUGGUACCUUCAAAUUUCCGCACGUCAAUAAAACCCAGUAUUAUUUAUGCACCGAUGGCAAGACCUAUGUAUUGGCCUGCGAUCUUAAUGAGAUUUUCGAUGAGGACAUAAAUAUUUGUCGUAUAAACCAAACAUUGCUCUUAGAAAUGCAAGAUAAUAGCACUAGUAAGGGAAAUACUACACAACGUUUAACAGCGGUGAUAACUGAAUUUGCCAGCAACAUUAUAUGCCCGAAAUUUGGUACAUUUAUGUAUCCUCAUGUCCAACGAAAUCGUUACUAUGUAUGCAUUGAUGGCAAUGCCAUAGGUUUUGCCUGCGCCGAUGGCCAUUUCUUUGAUACCAAAACAAAUGCCUGUCAACGUGAUAUGGAGGUGGAUAUAGGAAACAAUGAGAGUGACAUGCCAGUGGUAUUAGAUGAACCAAUUAAUAUACUGUGUCCUUCCCUGGGUGCCAUGAAAUUUGCUCAUGAGCAAGAAAAUAAAUUUUAUUUAUGCGUUAAUGGCAUGGCCUCCGUAUUAGCCUGUGCUAAUGGCAGUUUCUUCGACGCUGAAUCCGGAGCUUGUCUCAGAACAUUAAAUGCAACAUUGGAAAUUUCAACAGUUGCACCAACUGCAAAUGUAACGAAUACAACCAUUGUCAAGUGUCCCCUGUUGGGCACUUUUAUUUAUCCUCAUGCUGAAACUAAUCAAUACUAUGUUUGUCUUGAGGGCAAAGCUAUUGUUUUAACUUGCCCUGAAGGACUUGUGUUUGACUUGCGGGAAAAAGCUUGCCGUAAUCCCUUACCAACUGAAGACAAUGAAAAUCAAACACCUAUGGUUUUAGAUGAAGUUGUUAGCAUCAUGUGUCCAGCUGCAGGAGCCUAUAAAUUUCCUCACAUUGAGAACAGUAAAUUUUACUUGUGCAUCAAUGGCAUGGGUUCCGUGUUGGCCUGUGCUAAUGGUACUAUCUUUGAUAAGGAAAGCGGAACUUGCCAAAGACAGGAAGCAUUUAUGCAAAAUUCAACUCGUCUAGCCAAUGGAAAUGAAACAUCUUUACAAAACUCAACUUUAGCAAUUGUAUCCCUAAAUAAUACAGCUGACAUUUCAAACAUCACAUGUCCCGCAUUUGGCACCUUCCUCUAUCCUCAUGAGGACCAACAUAGAUAUUUUCUUUGUCUUGAUGGCAAUGCUAUUGAAUUUACAUGUGCCAAAGGUUUCAUUUUCGAUACUAAAUCCAAUGUUUGCACCAAAGACUUGACUGAACUAAAUUAUAAUAACAUUACGUGUCCUCCACAGGGCACUGCCAUAAUGCCUCAUGUUGAAAAACACAACUUUUACUUGUGUAUCAAUGGUACGGCCCGAAUUCAAAGUUGUGCUAACGGUGAAUUAUUCGAUGCUGAAACCAACAUUUGUCGUAAAACUUCGACUAUUCAGAAUAUGUUAUAUGAACCUCUUAAUAGCAUAUGUCCCGCACAAGGAUUGUUUAAACUACCCCACGUUAAUCGCAAUAAAUACUAUCUGUGUAUCGAUGGCAUUGCCACUAUUUAUAGUUGCGCUAAAGGAGAUUUCUUUGAUGCUGAAACGGAAACUUGUCGCGAAACUCUUUCUCUGAAAAAGGGGAUAUAUAAAACACCUACAAUUCCCUUUAAAAAUGUAGACUACCACACAGAUGCAGAAGAAAAUGCUUUAACUGAAUCUGUUAGCAAUAUGUGUCCUCCACAAGGAACUGCUAUGAUUCCUCAUAUUGAUAGCAACAAAUUCUAUGUCUGCAUUAAUGGUAGAGCUACAAUUAAUAGCUGCCCUAAAGGAGGUUUCUUUGAUGCCGAAUUGGAAACUUGUCGCGAAAGACUUUCUAUAGAUAAUGGAAUAUAUCAAAUCCCUUCACUUCCAAUUAAAAGUGUAGAGUAUCAAAUCUCCCCGGAAGAAGAUGCUUUAACAGAAUAUGUUAGCAAAAUGUGUCCACCACAAGGAACUUCAAUGAUUCCCCACAUUGAUAGCAAAAAGUUUUACAAGUGCAUCGAUGGUUUAGCCACAAUUCAAUCUUGUGCCGCUGGAGAUUUCUUUGAUGCCGAAUCAGAAACUUGUCGCGAAACAAAUUCAGUGGAUAAUGGAAUAUUUCAAACCCAUCCGGAAGAAGAUGCUUUAAUUGAAUCUGUUAGCAAAAUGUGUCCACCACAAGGAACUUCAAUGAUUCCCCACAUUGAUAGCAAAAAGUUUUACAAGUGCAUCGAUGGUUUAGCCACAAUUCAAUCUUGUGCCGCUGGAGAUUUCUUUGAUGCCGAAUCGGAAACUUGUCGCGAAACAAAUUCAGUGGAUAAUGGAAUAUAUCAAAUCCCUUCACUUCCAAUGAAAAAUGUAGAGUACCAAAUCUCCCCGGAAGAAAAUGCUUUAACCGAAUCUGUUAGCAAAUUGUGUCCCCCACAAGGAACUGCAAUGAUUCCCCACAUUGAUAGCAACAAAUUUUACAAGUGCAUUGAUGGUAUAGCCACAAUUCAAUCAUGUGCCUCCGGAGAUUUCUUCGAUUCUGAAAUAAAGACUUGUCGAGAAGCACUUCACAUUGAAAGUGAACAACAUCAGACUUUGCCGGAAAAUCGUUUAACUGAAACUCAAUGCCCUCCACAAGGAACUAAACUGAUGCCUCAUAUCGAUAAUAAUAAGUUUUAUCUAUGCAUUGAUGGUGUAGCCACAAUUCAAUCUUGUGCCUCAGGAGAUUUCUUCGAUGUCGAAACAAAAACUUGUCGAGAAACUAAUACUAUUCCUAAUAUGUUAAACGCACCUAUAAAUAACAUAUGUCCCAUAAAAGGAACGUUAAAACUACCCCACGAAAAUCCAAAUAAAUUUUAUCUAUGUAUUAAUGGCAUUGCCACAACUCAUAGCUGCGCUAAAGGAGAUAUAUUUGACCAGGAAACCCAAACUUGUAGCGAAUUAGUUUUCAUGUCAAAUGAACUACAUCAAAGCAGCUCUCUAGAAAAUGCUGUAACUGAAUCUGUUGACAUUAAAUGUCCCCAACAAGGAACUGCAAAAAUUCCCCAUAUUGAUAAAAACAAAUUUUACCAGUGCAUUAAUGGCAUUGCCACUAUUCAAAGUUGUUUGGAAGGAGAUUUCUUCGAUGCUGAAACAAAAACUUGCCGAGUAACCUCGUAUGCAGAGCAUAUAAGUAUAACUUGUCCUGAAUUUGGUACUUUUGUUUAUCCAUUGCGCCAAAAGAAUACAUUCUAUGUUUGCCAUGAGGGUAAAGCACGUGCCGUAUUUUGUGCGGAUGGUGAUGUAUUUGAUGCUGAAACAAAUGCCUGUCGUGAAAUUCAAAAUGUUCCUACUGAAGGGCUUCUAGUAAAUCUUGUAGAAAAUCAAGAAAAUCCUGGCCUAACAGGCACUGAAGGAAAUGAUAAAGCAAAUGAUAAAACAAAACAGGAUAAUGAAUCAGAAGAAAAUGUUGAGGAAACUUCGAAACUUAUACUUGAGGAAAAUAAGAGUGAAACCGAAAAUAAAGAGUUCAUUAAAAGCGAUAACAAUGUGGAUAAUUCAGAAAAGAAUCCAUUUCCAGAUCAUCAACUUGAGGAAAAUAACAGUGAAACCGAAAAUAUUUUGCUAGACAAUACAAACAAAGAGUUCAUUGUUGAGGCGGCAAUUCAGAGCAAUGAAAAGGAGAGCAACCACUUAUGAUGAUGUCGUGUUAACGAACGUUGUAAUAAAUGAUGGCUUAAGGAUUUGCUGGCAUUUGACAAAAUCAGGGGUCACAAGAUAUCUUAUAUAAAUAAUAAAAUAUGUAAUAAAUCGUUUCUAUUGAAUAUUGA